AUGCGUGAGGACGCAGUCGUCACUACCCCAAACGCCGCGUGGAUGCCCGAAUUCCCGGUCGCCGCGCCAGGACUUAUUGGCACCCGGGCCGAUGGACGAUGGGGUCCACAGGAAUACUCGAUCUGGCCGCAGCUCUAUCACCCCAGAGUCCUUCACCACGCGUGCAUUCCAGCCAAAGGCGGCCACGUAGACAUACUCCCCAUAACGAUUGAGUCCCUUUGGGAACCCCUCUCGAGUGAUGACUGGGCUAGCGACGCCGCAUGCGGUGUGCCCGAUCUAGGCUUCCUCAACGCCUCGAGGCUCCUGUCUCUCAAAUAUGUUGCGCAUGCGGUCUAUGGCCGCUUCGUUAACUCGCGAGCAGAUGCGAAGGCCAAGGCAUUCGGCCGACAUCUUCACAUUACGAUUGAGCAGGCCCUCGAUCGGCUCACCGUGCUUCCGACAUGGCGCGCGCAUACCAUCGCUGUCGCCGCUCAUAUCCAACGUCUUUGCCUGGAGCUGUGCGGUCUAGUGCUCCUGUUCGAGAUCGUCCAGCCUCGCAUUUCCAAUACACAUUAUAUCGCUGCGGCUCCUCUCGCUGUACGUGGCGCGUUCACAAACAAUGCUAGUACCGCCCAGGUGCUGUUCCGGUUGGGAAUACCAGUCUGGUACAUUCAGCCUCUUACGAAGACUCUACGCAUUAUUGAGGUCGUCGACGUGCCGACCUCGAUCUCCACGGUCUUGAGCCUAGAGCUCUCACAGCCGCGUCUUCACGGCACCGGCGAUCUUGCUGGCAUCGUCCAGCAUCCCGGUGAUUGGCCCUUCGCGAUGCAACAAGAAGUCUUGAAGAGCCUACUUGAUGCGCGGUUGCCCCCGCUACCGAAGGACGAAUGCCCAGCGCCUGAGGUGCCCCCUGCCAAGAAGGCAAGAGAAGAACCAGAUCGAGAUGAACCUCGUGCCAAUGCGGCUGGUGGCUCGUCUCGUCGCAAGCCUACGCAUCGGGGAAAACGGUCCCAACCGAUCGCUCCCGCUCCCGCUCCCCACCCAUCUCUCUAUUACCAGCCGCCUACCAUAGCCGUCGUGCCGAACGUCUGGGCCGACUGCCUCCGAUCUACGCCUACCCUGUCGCCCCCUGCAACACCGUCGACCUAUUAUUGGCCACCUCCCUUCUUGUUUGAAGGGGUGGGUGACAAGACCAAGCGGUAUCUACACAACUAUAUCCGAAUACGCGGUUUCUGUCGGCAACGUUUGCUGGACCCGACAAUCGGAGGAGAGCCGCUUCGAAUUUCGGAGUGGCGCGAUGCGCUCUGGGGGGACUACGCCGUUCGGGGUGACGAAGUGAUGCGUCCCGACGUUACGAAACGGAGCAAGGAACGUCGUCAGGUGCAGCAGAACAUUCGCCGCCUCUUUUCUAAGGCCGCGGGGCUCCCGACAUAUCACGAGGCUCUGACAGUGCAGUGGGGGGACACCGUCGCCACCCUUAGUACCCUCGACAACGUUAUGCUAAAGCGACGAAUCCUGUGGGAGAUACAUGAGGUGAAUUGGCGGUGCGAGCUCCGUGAGCUGGACGCAGUCUUGACUGACUCGCGUCAAUGGGGGACACUGCAGCAGUGGGAGCGUGAAGCACGAGUUUGUCGCGUAUGGGGGGCUGACAGCUCAGGGCUGCGCGUUGUCCCUCUCUGGGAGGACGGUGUCAAACCGAGGCUGUGUUGGAUCGAUUCUCCGAACAUAGGAUGGGAGACUUGUCGUGUCGCACUCGCCGAGAUUGUGGGUGUCAUGGCGCGGUGGUCGAAGCUUCCUGAGCUGCUCAAAAUCUCGCAGCAGGAGGUGCUCAGUAGUGACGCGGAUCGAUUCCUGCACCUCCAGAAGACUGCGAUUACGUUUUACAUACAAUCUUUUCUCGCUGUGUUUCACCGCUUGCCUGUUCCGCCUGCAGUGCUGCCGGAGAAUGGCUUUAGAGAUCGAUCAGUCGUGUACAAUGUAUGA
This is a messenger RNA of Fomitopsis serialis, 1962 nucleotides long. RefSeq lists its product as uncharacterized. NCBI's taxonomy places the organism in Eukaryota, Fungi, Basidiomycota, Agaricomycetes, Polyporales, Fomitopsidaceae. The record is from RefSeq and is a predicted model, not a curated record. Bases 1 to 1962 code for a protein of 653 amino acids. The transcript has a single exon.